Messenger RNA from Plasmodium gaboni, 5916 nucleotides. Its product is annotated as putative regulator of chromosome condensation. NCBI's taxonomy places the organism in Eukaryota, Apicomplexa, Aconoidasida, Haemosporida, Plasmodiidae. The transcript has a single exon. The record is from RefSeq and is a predicted model, not a curated record. Bases 1 to 5916 code for a protein of 1971 amino acids.
AUGGCAAGCUGCAACACUGCUGAAGAUAAGACGAAUGAAUGCAAGGAUAGCAUAAGUGAAGUUAAAAAAAGUAUCCUAAUAAACUGUAUUAAAGAAAAAGAUAUAAUAGAAAGUUCUUGUAGGAGUAAUAUAUAUGAAAAUAAUAUAUUAGAUGAAUUAUUUAUUUUAAAUAAAAAAAAAAAGAAAUUUGUAGGAGAAAAUGAAGCAUGGGAUGUUAUAUCGAAUAUAUCUAAAUAUUCUUCUGAUAAUCAUAAAGAAACAGAAAAAAAAAAAUUAUUAUUAUGCUUUGGUAAUAAUAAUUUUGGUCAGCUAGGAUUAGAAGAAAAUGUUAAUAUUGGGUUGAUAGAUUUUUCUACAAUUAUGAUAAACAAAUGUAAAAGAUUAUCUUUUUAUGAUAACUAUAAUAAGAAAUUUAAAAAAAGUACAGAUAAAUCUUCUGUAUUAAAAAAUAAAAAAAAAAAUAGUAACAGUAAUAAUAGUAAGAAGAAGAGUAUGUGUUCUUCUCUUUCUACAAAUAAAAGACAUUCACGUAUUUCUCUAAGUAAUAAUGAAUUAUAUAAUGAUAUUUUGACUAAACUUCCAAGUAAUUUUGCCUUAAAAACUAUAAGAAAAAAAAAAAAACACACAAAUGAUAAUAAUAAUAAUAAUAAUAAUAAUACACAUGAUGGUGAUAAUAAUAAUAAUACAAAUGAUGGUGAUAAAAAUAAUAAAAAAUGUAAUGAUAAAAAUAAUACUGACGAUGAUGAUUCUGAUGACGAAAAAUGGGGAGGUGGUAAUGAAAUUUAUAAUCUUAGAUCAUCAAAAGUUGCUAAGAUUCCAAAAAAAAAAAAACUGAUGGAACCAAUAAUAUUAAUGGAUCCAAUGCAAAGAAGAGAAUCAAUAAAUAAACUAGAACCGUUAAAUAUUAUCGAUCCUAUAAAUAUUAUGGAUACAUUAAAAAGAAGAGAAUCUUUAAUAAGAAGAGAAUCUAUAAAUAUUUUGGAAUCAAUAAAUAUAAUGGAUGUAUUAAAAAGAAGAGAAUCAAUAAGAAGAAGAGAUUCUAUAAUGAUAAAUACUGGAGAUCAGCUUGGAAUUUUUUCAAAUGAAGAUAUGAUAAAAUCUAAAUAUAACAAUAUAAUAAAUAAUAAUAAUUGUAAUCAUAAUAAUAGUGUAAAUGAUUCUAUAAAUUCUUUAAAUUCUAAUGAAAAUGAUAAGAUAGAAAAUAAUAAACCUGUUUUCUUUUCAGAAAAUGAAAAUAAUUGUAAACAGAAAUAUAUAGAAAAAUUUAGUCAAUAUGAUAAUUAUUUAAAAUUAGAUGAUUGUUAUGAUAGCAUGGGGAAUUUUAUAAAUGUUGAUAAUUAUCGUAGUAUGGAACAUUAUCAAAAUAUUGGAAAUUAUCAGAACAGUGAAUAUUAUCAAAGUGAUCAUAAUUAUCAUUGUGAUAAUAAUUAUCAUUGUGAUGUUCAUUAUCAACGUGGAGAUUAUUAUCAUCGUGAUGAUAAUCAUCCUCAUGAUGAUACUUGUCAUGCGAAUAUUUUAUAUGGAUACAACAACAAUAAUGAUAAUAAUAAUAAUAAUAACAAUAAUAAUAAUAAUAGGUUAUUAAAAAAAAGUAUAGGCAAAAGUUGUAAAAAAAAAAAUGUUUUAUUCUUUAACCCUAAAAUUAUAAAAUGUGGAAAAUAUCAUUCAGGAGCUGUAAGUGAAAAUGGUUUGGUAUGUUUAUGGGGUCUUAAUUCAUAUGGUCAGUUAGGUGUAAAUUCUAAGAAAUCUAUAUAUACUUGUUAUAAAAAAAUAAAAUUGAAAUUAUCAGAUGAAAAAAAAAAAAAUAAAAAUAAAAUAAUAUUAAAUAAAAAUAAUAAGAGUAAUACUAAACCAAUUAUUACUUGUCCUCCUUCUAUUGUAAAAAAUGAAAAAACUAUAACAUCACCAUAUAUUUAUAAAUUAAUUCCUUUGAAAUAUUUUGGUUAUAAACAUAAAAUCAAAAAUAUUAGUUUAGGUUCUUUUCAUACAUUAUUAUUAACAUAUGAUGGAUAUGUUUUUACAUUUGGUUGUAAUAAAAGAGCUCAAUUAGGAUUGCCAAAUCAUUAUAAUAAAAAAGUAUCUUAUACAAGUAAGCCUUUUAUGUUACCUAUAUAUAAUAAUCCGAAUAAUAUGUUUACAAGGGCAAAAAAAUUUUAUGAUAAUGAAGCAAAUAAUGUUUGUAAUAAUGCAGCACAUAAUAUUUGUAAUAAUGCAGCACAUAAUGUUUGUAAUAAUGCAGCACAUAAUGUUUGUAAUAAUGCAGCUCAUAAUGUUUGUAAUAAUGUUGCUCAUAAUGUUUGUAAUAAUGCUUAUCAUAAUGUUUGCCACAAUUCUGGUCACGUUUUUCAUAAUGAUGAAACAAAAAGAAAUAAAAAAUAUUGUCAUGGGAAAAGGAAGACAUGUCAAAACUAUCCUGCUGAUAAUGAAGAAAGACAAAAAAAAAAUAAUUUUUAUUUCACUACAAAAUCUAUCUAUGCUAAAAUCGAGCAUCCAAUUAUUUUUAUUACAUGUGGAUCUUAUAACAGUGCUGUUAUAGAUGCUAAUAAGAAAUUAUGGAUGUGGGGAUGGAAUGAAUAUGGUCAAAUCGAUGAUACUUAUAUAAAUGAAAAAAUAAAACGUAUUAAAAGAAAAAGGAAAAAAAUGGAAGCUCAAAAAUCGGUUUCAUUUACAAAAUCUAUUAGUGAUACAUUAAUGAAUCUACCAUUUAUUAAAGGGCUAGCCAAUAGUUUCACUUUCUCAAAAAAAAAUGAAAUUAAUAAAUAUUCCUCUUGUGAUGAAAAGCAGCCCAUUACUAAAAAUGCUGAAACGGAUGAAGCAUCCAAUCGAUUGUAUUAUUCUGAUGCAUGUUCAUCAAAUGAAAAAAAAAAAUUAAAAAAAAAUAACGUGCUGAAAGGGAAUAAUGAUAAAUUAAAAGGAAAUGAUAAGAUGAUCAAAAGUUAUAAUCAUGAUGAUCAUGAUGUUGAUCAUGAUGUUGAUCAUGACGAUGUUCAUGAUGAUGAUCAUGACGUUGAUCAUGACGAUGAUCACCACGACGAUCACCACGACGAUCACCACGAUGAUCACCACGAUGAUAAAGUGAAAAAAAAGAAAGAAAGAAGAAAAUUUAGCAACAAAUACGUUAACAUACCUAGAAAGAUAAAAAUAAAGAAUAGUAAAAUUCUUCAAGUUAGUAUAGGUAAAUAUCAUAGUUUAUGUUUAACCCAAGAUAAAUGUGUUUAUGUAUGGGGUUAUUUAAAAAAUAAAAAACAUAUGAAUCAAAAUGGAUAUUAUGAAACAGAUGAAGAAGAAAAAGAAGAAGAAGAAAGACAACGAAGUAGAAGAAAAAAAUUAUAUGAAAUAAAAAAUUCUAUAGAUGAUGAAGAAAAUUCUGAUGAUAGAAAUCAUAAAAGUUAUAUAUAUUCUUCUAAUGAUAAAACAGAAUAUUAUGAAGAUGUAACUACAAUAACUAAAAUAGAAUGCUUAAGUCAUUUAUAUAUAUCUGAUAUAAAUUCAUCAAGUACUCAUACAAGUUUCGUUGCCCCUAUAAAAAGUGUAAACAAAGAUAUUGAUGAAUGUAUAUGGGAAAUGGUUGAUCAAAAUAAGAAUCCAAAAAAUAAAAAUAAAAAUAAUAAUUAUGUUAAUCGUUAUCAAUUUCGUGGAGGUGAAUCUUUCUCAGAAGAAAAUCAAUUAUAUAGAGCUGGUGAUCUAUAUCGUAAUAAACUAUUACAAAGAAAAGGAGAAGGAGGAAAAAAUUAUAGUUAUAAAGAUAAUUAUUUUAAUAGAGGAGGAGAUAAUAUAUAUUAUAUAAAAUAUACUGAUUUGUAUAAGUUAUUAAAUAUUAAAAUGAAUGAUAAAGAUAAACUCUUAAUGAGAAAUGAUAACAUAUUUAAUAAUAUAUAUGAUAAAAGGAAUAACACUAAAAGUAACAAUCACAACAAUAAUAAUAAUAAUAAUAUGUAUUAUAUUAACAAUAAAUAUCAUAUUAGUAAUACAAACAUUAUUAAUAAUAAUUAUUAUACUCAUAAUAAUUUAAUUGAUUAUUUUAAAAAUAAAAAACUAAUAAACAGUAACAAUAAUAAUAAUUAUAGAAAUAAUGAAUUAACAAAAUUAGAUCAUAUAUUAAAACCAUUACUUCUAAGUACUAAUAAUAAAAAUAUGCAUUCACUUAAUACGUUGCAAAUAUUUCAAGUAUCAAUGGGGAAAAACUUUGCUGUUAUUUUAACUUCCUCUCCUUCUAUAAAUAAAAUAUUAAAUAAAAAAAAAAUAGAUUACAUAAAUAAUAUAUGUUCAUUAGAUGUAUUAAGAGAUAAAAUACCAGAAAGAAAUAUAUUUGUUAUAGGAAGAGGAGAUUUCAAUCAAAUUUUAUUACCUCAAAAUUGUAAACAAUCAUCUAUACCCAUCUAUUUAGAUAAACAUAAAUUAAUUUAUCAUGUUCUAAGAGUAAAUAAAAAAUAUAACUUUCUUAAUACAUCCAAUAGAAAAAAAUAUUCUGAUCAAAUUAGUUAUAAUAGUAAAUUAUUUAAUUUAAAAAAAUAUCAUGAAAAAAUUAAAGAAAAUGUAAAUAAUAAUAGUAGCUUUAUAUAUAAUGAUCUAGGGCAUCAUAAAUUUUCUCUCAUUCUUUCACCUAAUAAAAAAAGCUCUUCAGGGACAUGCAAAAUAAAUUCCUAUUCAUCAAAUUGGGGUAGUGCACUUCGAAGAAAAAAAUCCAUGUCUGGAGUACACACAUAUAGUGAUAGGGCUAGUAAUCAAAUCCUUAACUUUAAAUUAAGUAAAACCUUUAAAAAAUUUUCUUUAGAAAGAGAAAAAUGGUAUUUCUCAGAUAGAGACAAAAUAGAAGAAGGGGAUACAUCAAGUGCAGUUCAAAUAAAGUGGGGUGUAGAUACUAAUGAUAAUGAAAGUAUGAAAAGAGAAAGUAUUAAAAGAGAAAGCAUCAUAAAGAUGGGAAGUGAACCUAUUCAUAAAAAAAAUAACGAUGAUAAUAAUAGUUCUUGUGUUGUUCGUAAAAAAGCUAGUAAUAGUGUUCAAAUUAUAGAAAUAGAGAAAAACAAAAAAAAAAAAAAAAAAAAAAAUCAUUUAAAUUUAUUUAAAAUUCCAAACUUUUUUAUGACUACAUCGAAUGAACUUAGUGAGGUGAGUGUGCAAAGUUUAGAGGAGUUAAAUAAUAACAAAGAAAAUAAAAAGGGUGAUGAAAAUGAUAAGGGUGAUGAAAAUGAUAAGGGUGAUGAAAAUAAUAAGGGUGAUGAAAAUUAUAAGAGUGAUACAAAUUAUAAGAGUGAUACAAAUUAUAAAAGUGAUACAAAUAAUAAGAGUGAUACAAAUAAUAAGAGUGAUGAGCAUAAUAAAUCUGAUAAGAAAAAUCUUAAGAAUGAUAAAAAUGGAGAUACCGACUUUGUAACAAGUGCUCCCUUAGACGAAUAUAAUGAAUAUUCUUGUGAUAAUAAAUUAUUAAAUAAUUUCAGAUUAAGCAUAAAUGCAGAAGAAUCUAAGAAGAGCGAAACGUAUGAUUUAAAUAACGAUUUCCAUUUAAAUAUAUUAAAAAACAAUAUGAACAAUGAGAACUUAUCAAAGGCUAGAAGUAGAGUUUCUUAUUCUUCACAAAAUAAAAGACGAUGUUCAUCAGGAAUUAAUAAAAACGAUUUAGUUCGUUCUAUGAUAUUAAAUGCUAUUGAUAAUAUAAAUGAAAAUUUAGAUAUAGAUAAUCCAAAAAAAAAAAAAAAACCCGAACAUAUAGCAAAAAGUAAUGAAGUUAAAAUGAGAUUUAAAGUUUUUAAAAAAAGAAAUUCUUGUCUAUGGAAUUAUUUUACAUAUCAUAAACAUAGAAACCAAAAUACAUUCGAUUUAAAUUUAUCAAAAGAUAUAGUCAAUAUUAAUUUAUUAGAUAUAUCAUGUGGUGAUUAUCAUUCAUUAAUACUACUAGAAGUGGAUAAGCUAGUAUAA